Molecule: messenger RNA, 1436 nt
Organism: Eruca vesicaria subsp. sativa (arugula)
Lineage: Eukaryota; Viridiplantae; Streptophyta; Magnoliopsida; Brassicales; Brassicaceae
Source: the annotation of a GenBank genome assembly
UUCUCUGCUAAUGUCAAGACUAGGGGUACUAUAGUCAUUUUCUCAAUUUCUGAACGGAGAAGAGGAGUUUCCGUUAUCCUUUUAUAUUAUCUCUGUUUUUUAAAAAAUUUAAUUAAUUAACAAAAUAAAAAUCUGAACUUUCUUCUUCUCCUCUCUCACGAGUCUCUCCAUCGACCAAUCUGAAAUUAGGGUUUUUGAGAAAUCUUCCAAUCCCCAAUUUCAAAUUUCUUCAAUUGCUUCCACUCUGUUUUCUCUAUCAAACCAUGAUUUCAGAUUCGAUCACCAACGCUUCUCCUACCUCAGCUCCUACGGCUAGAGACUCCCCAAAGAAGAAGAGGAGCAAUAAGUCUGCUAAGUUGAAACAGAACAAACUCGGUCUCCGCCGUGAGCAAUGGCUCUCUCAAGUUGCUGUGACCAAUAAGGAGAAGAGUGCCAAAAAGCCUGUUGAGCUGGAGCGUAGAGAAGAGGAUAACAGCAAUGGUGGAGAUGUUGUUGAUGUUCGUCAAGAGAGCUAUAUGGAGUCACCUUCAAACAGCUCAAUGGGAGGAGGCAGCAGCAGCACUAACUUCAGUGGGUGUAGUAGUAGUAGCUCUUGCUCUGGUAACAUUACUGAAGAGGAUAAUGCAGUUGAUGAUGGUGAGGGAGAAGAGUGUGUGGAUGAUUGGGAAGCUCUUGCUGAUGCAUUAGAAGCAGAGGAGAAUGAGUCUGUUAAAGUGGAAGAAGAGAGUGUGAGAGAGCAGCCAUCAAGGAAGCAAGCGUGGAGGCCAGACGAUGACCUUCGUCCUCAGGGGUUACCUAAUUUAGGGAAGCAGCUUAGCUUUCCGGAGUUGGACAAGCGUUACAGCGCUGUCUCGGUUCCUUCAUCGUGUCCUAUCUGUUAUGAAGACUUGGAUUUGACGGAUUCGAGUUUCCUUCCGUGUCCUUGCGGGUUUAGGCUGUGUCUUUUCUGCCAUAAGACGAUUUGUGAUGGAGAUGGGCGUUGUCCUGGAUGCAGGAAGGCGUAUGAACAGGAUGUGAACAGGGCGGAGAGUAGUGUUCAAGGUGGUGGUUUCACUAUCCGGUUGGCUCGUUCGUCUAGCAUGUUUUGCAGGUUUUGAGGAAAAAAGAGAGGUGUGUUUGUGUGUUGUUUCUCUGUUUUCAUCCCCUGCCUUUUGCAUCACUCUUGCUUUAGGUAAUGUGGGUAUAGUGUUGUCUUUGUUCACUUGAGAACUUUGAUCUUUGUUUUCUAUGGCAUUGGCGUUUCUAAGCUUGAAACACUGUGGUGAUGUUGAUGUAGUGUGGUAUGUGUAUACAUAAGAGGUGGUACAGAAAAUUCAAAUAUAUAGUUUCAAUAAUUCUAAUAAGUUGUUUGGACUGCAAUGAUUCAUGUAAUGAUAAUACCAUUAAAAAGUCUAGACUCUAAACUUGUUAUGUUGCUAUAGUAAUACAAGUUACUC